Molecule: messenger RNA, 2237 nt
Organism: Entelurus aequoreus (snake pipefish)
Lineage: Eukaryota; Metazoa; Chordata; Actinopteri; Syngnathiformes; Syngnathidae
Gene: mbtps2
Product: membrane-bound transcription factor peptidase, site 2
Exons: 11
Coding region: 293-1780 (495 amino acids)
Biological process (GO): regulation of response to endoplasmic reticulum stress; membrane protein intracellular domain proteolysis
Cellular component (GO): membrane; cytoplasm
Molecular function (GO): metalloendopeptidase activity; protein binding
Source: RefSeq, a predicted model, not a curated record
AGCGAAACACUUGAUGGCAGCAGCGGACUGUUCAACUGCAGCUAACCAUAAUAAUAAACAAAGAAGAAAACCAGCGACGCUACCCGGAAGUCUAUUCCAGCCGUAUUGAUUUUCCCUUUCAUUUAUAUCACACCUGACAAAACCCUUAUUUUUUUGGGAGUUGGUGUUUUAUGAUGGAUGAUGUUUGAGACUUAAGGAGGUGUUUAGUAAUUGUACGUGUGGCGGUUGGCGGGUGUCUGGAGCCAUGGAGGUACCCCAGUGUGGUUGACGUUGUCCCCGGAAUUGAUGCACCAUGAUCCCCGUACCUUUGCUGGUGUGUGUGAUGGCAGCCUGGUGUGCAGUCUACCUCGCAGACACACUACUGAGGUCGUCGUCCAGACAUCGGAUCAGCUAUGAGUCCUGGCUGGCCAGGCGAGGUCUGAUGCUGUCUCCUUUCCACGUGAGGUGGCAGACAAGCAUGUUCAACUGGCUGUUUGCGUACUGCGCCCGCAUACAGCCGCGUGCGCUCUACCUGUGGUUCAACAGUGGUCUGGUGUUCGGGCUGGUGGCCAUGCUGGCGUCGGUGGUGCUGCUGGCGAAAACAUUGCAGCAGACCCUUGCUCAGAUGACCACCAGCAACCCUCGCAUUGGCGCUCAGCAGACACUGCAGGUGGUGGUGCCCGGCGUCAACCUACCGGUCGGUCAUCUGGGCUACUUCUUCCUCGCCCUGCUGCUCAGCGGCGUUAUACACGAGCUUGGCCACGCGGUGGCAGCGCUGAGGGAGCAAGUACGAGUGAAUGGCUUCGGCAUGUUUGUGUUCGUGGUCUAUCCCGGCGCCUUUGUGGACCUCUUCACCACACACCUGAACAUCGUGUCGCCCAUACAGCAGCUUCGCAUCUUCUGCGCAGGAGUGUGGCACAACUUUGUGUUGUGCUUGGCGGCGUUGGCGUUCCUCUUCCUGUUACCGCUGUUCCUCUUCCCUUUGUACACGAGCGGCGUGGGGGCGCUGGUCACCGAGGUUGCACCGGGCUCAGCUGCUGACGGACAGCGGGGUCUCUCCGUGGGGGACAUCAUAACGGGCUUGGAGCAAUGUACUGUCAGCGGGGUGGACGACUGGAACAGCUGCCUGUCUCACCUCUCCCACACGCCGCAAACGGGAUACUGCGUCCCCGCCGCCAGCCUGCAGCCCAGCUGGGCCCACGGACGAGCGUUCAAGCGCCUGGAUGGGACGAUGGACUGCUGCAGCAACAACAGCCUGACGGACCUCUGCUUCUCCUACAUCAAACCUUUGAGCCGUGAGAGAGAGUACGCCUGCAUGCCGGUGCGUAAGAUGGUGACGGGCACCAACGUGUGUCGCAGCGACCGCGACUGCGACGCUCUCGCCAGCCUCAGCGUUUGCGUCACGCCCUCCUUGGAGAACCAGACGCGCUUCAUCCGGGUCACGCACUCUCCUGCCCCACACAUGCUGUUUGUGGGGUACCCGCCACAUCUUCAACACGCCGUGAGUCUCACCAACUUUGUGCCGCGCUUUGGUUUCCUCCACUUAGACAUUCCUGUCUUCUUGGAGACAUUCUGCAAAUAUGUGUUUUCCCUCUCGGGCGCUUUGGCGGUGGUCAACUCUGUGCCGUGCUUCGCUCUGGACGGUCAGUGGAUGCUCAGCGCCUUGCUGGAGGCCACGCUGGUCACCGUGGUGACAGACCGCCAGAAGCGCGAGCUCAUCGGCUUCUUCCUGCUCCUCGGCGGCAGCGCCCUGCUGGCCGCCAACGUGGCACUGGGCCUGUGGAUGGUCACGGCGCGGUAGCCAACCAGCCAUGAUGGUCAAAUAACCAAAAACUCGGGACGCGAGCCUGAGGACCACUAAACUGUGAAGAGACGACAUUACCCAGCAGCCCCCAGGUUUGCCUUUUUACUCUAGUGCAACCUCACAGGGCAACAAAGAUCAAGAGAAGCACAUGUGCUGUAUGUAAGGAUGUGAACUAUGUCUCAUUUAGGGUAUUUCAUUACCUCCGCCAAGCUUAAUCAUAACCAUCCAAUGAAAAGCAGUUAUUGCCAAUUUUCUUUUUGUGCUAAAAUACGAUACAAGUUUGUUGGAAAAUAUUAUUUUUUUACAUUUGUUAAGUUUUCAUGUGGACUUAUGUUGGAUACAUUGCAUCUAUUUAUUUUCAACAGGAAACCAUGUUUGAUUAAUCAUAAAAAAUAUUGCAAAAAAUUAAUAAACCAUGGCUAAAAAGUUGAAAAUUAAAAAUAAUAUACCGCCA